AUGUCUGCCACAGCGUUAACCAACCCAGCUCCAGACUGGCUCAACAAGGGAGAUCAGGCCUGGCAGUUGACGGCUGGUACGCUGGUUGCUCUUCAGUCAAUUCCGGGGCUUGCGAUUCUGUAUGCGGGUUUCGUUAAGAAGAAGUGGGCCAUUAAUUCCGCGUUUAUGGUAUUCUACGCUUUCUCCGCUACACUUGUGUGCUGGGUUAUUUGGGCAUAUAAAAUGGCUUUCGGCGAGCAAUGGGGCAAAUUUCCUUUGGUUGGAACGCCCGGUCCCGUUUUAACCAUGCAACAAAACCUGGGAAGAGCGACCUUACCAGCCGCAGAUAUCACAACAAAUUUCAACUUGUCAACCAUGAUCUAUUUCCAGUUCGUCUUCGCCGCUAUCACAGUCAUAAUCCUGGGGGGAUCUCUGUUAGGGCGAAUAAAUCUUUUGGCAUGGAUGGUGUUUGUGCCUCUCUGGAUCACACUGAGUUAUACUGUUGGGGCAUUUAGUCUUUGGGGCGGGGGCUUUCUCAGCAAGAUGGGGGUACUGGACUAUUCGGGCGGAUAUGUCAUCCAUUUGAGCUCUGGUACUGCUGGGUUUACCGCUGCAUGGUGGGUAGGUCCACGCUUGCAACGCGAUAAGGACUCUUUCUUCCCCAACAACAUUCUUCUCAUGCUGGUCGGCGCGGGCAUCCUCUGGGUAUGCUGGAAUGGUUUCAAUGGAGGUGACCCAUAUGCGGCUAGUCCUGACGCCGGCGUUGCCGUUCUCAACACCAAUAUCUGUACCGCCAUGAGUUUGCUCGUUUGGACUUCCCUGGAUUAUAUUUUUUUCAAGAAGCCAUCCGUCAUCGGUGCCGUUCAAGGCGAAAUCACUGGGCUUGUGGCAAUCACUCCCGCUGCUGGCUUCGUCGCAGGUUGGGGAGCCGUCGUUAUUGGAGUUUGCUCAGGUUCAAUUCCUUGGAUAUCAAUGAACAUUCUCGGGAGAAUGAAAUGGAUGAAGAAGGUUGAUGACGUUAUGGGAGUUGUUCAUACACAUAUGGUCGCCGGAUUCCUAGGUGGUUUCCUCACGGGUAUCUUUGCUACUAUUGAUGGAUGUGCAGCAUUUGGUCUUACGAACCCCGGUGGCGCGAUUGAAGGUAAUGGGAGACAAGUAUGGCUGCAGAUUGUGGGUGCCCUAUUCAUCAUUGGCCUCAAUAUGUUCAUGACGACAUUGAUCUGCGUUUUUAUUCAAUAUGUCCUACGCAUACCGUUGCGUAUGGAUGAGCAACAGCUGCUUGUUGGUGAUGAUGCUGUCCAUGGUGAAGAGGCCUACGCGUUGUUUUUCGAGGGCGAGAGGAGCCACCUCAGCCUCAACGCCAAUGGGCUGGAGAGUGGGCACAUCAUCGAUAGCCAAAGUAUGGGAAACGCAGAGGGUAGUGGACAAGGAACACCUGCCGGAAGUGCCACAAAUACGGCAAAAAAGCUGAGUGAAGGGGAACUGGAAUAG
This is a messenger RNA of Penicillium lagena, 1470 nucleotides long. RefSeq names its product ammonium transporter. The coding region runs from base 1 to 1470 and encodes 489 amino acids. NCBI's taxonomy places the organism in Eukaryota, Fungi, Ascomycota, Eurotiomycetes, Eurotiales, Aspergillaceae. Gene Ontology annotation, biological process: ammonium transmembrane transport. The transcript is spliced from 7 exons. The record is from RefSeq and is a predicted model, not a curated record. Gene Ontology annotation, cellular component: plasma membrane. Gene Ontology annotation, molecular function: ammonium channel activity.